Molecule: messenger RNA, 1761 nt
Organism: Prorocentrum cordatum
Lineage: Eukaryota; Dinophyceae; Prorocentrales; Prorocentraceae
Source: the annotation of a GenBank genome assembly
GGACGGCACAACAAGAAAUCUUGCUGGCCGAUCUUCUUGGACCCAAAGAGGUUUACACCCCCCGGCCGCCUCCCAGGUGUGAGAGCCCACUCUGGGCGCCGUCCGCGUGCGCCCGCCGUCCCAACGCCUCCCGCUGCUGCCGAGCGCGCUCUGGCACGAGCUCGAACACAAUGGUGGGCUGACGUCUCCGCACAGGACUCGACUCCGAUACCGUAGCCAACAACACUUGGAUCCAUGCCCUCGGGCGGCUCCCGCCGGUGCUGGAGUUCGAGGAGCCUCCUCCUCCUGGGAGCCUGCGCCGCCCUGCCGACGGGGUGCGGGGCGGUGCGUGCACGUGGCGAGCCCCGGCUGCGGGGCAGGAAGCUCGUAGAUGGCACGUUCGCCCUGCAGGCUGCGCAGCGCGGAGGCGAAAGGGGCGAGGUUCCGCCGACUGUCCGUGCGGCCCACCGAGGACCCGUCGACGGGGCGACGGCGGUGCGGGGGCGAGCCCCCGCAGCUGCCGAUGAGCGCAAGACGUGGGCGCUCGUGCUGGAGAGGAAUGCCACGGAGGAGGAGGUGCAGAAUCUCAGCACGGAGUUCCACAACGGGAAGCACAGCCAUCCAAGCAAGGGCGAGUUGCCGUUCGUGGAAGGGGCCUUGACAAUAGAUGAGCUCGAGAGGGUGCUUGACAAGUAUCCCGAACUCGUGCAGUACGUCGAAGAGGACCGGUAUGAGAAAAAGAUCUGGGACCCGAUCGUUUCAGCCGACAGUCCCUCACAGCCGCAAACUGGCUACCCAUGGGGCAUCCAAGAUCUAAACGCAGACGUGAUCCGGGGGCGCGGCGUGGGAGUGAACGUGUACGUGCUGGACACCGGCAUUCGCACAACCCACAACUUAUUCAGCGGCCGGGCCUUCGCUGGAGUGGACGUGGCUGGCACCGGGGAUUUGGUAGUGUGCGCGCCAAGCAGCACAACGUGCGCUGCUGACGGCCAUGGGCACGGUACCCACUGCGCCGGCACGGUUGGGGCCUCGACAUAUGGCGUCGCGGAUGGAGCGACCAUCUGGGCGAUGAAGGUUCUCGAUGACACUGGUGCUGGCUUUUCCUCUUGGUCAGUUUUAGCGGAGCAGUGGAUCUUGUCCUCUGGCGCGAGACCGGCGGUGGUGAGCAUGAGUCUCGGGGCCCAUGGCUCAUUUGAACCAGAGGAGGAAUCGAUCAACGCGUUGGUGGACGAUGGCGUUACCGUAGUGGUGGCGGCAGGGAACCAGAACGCUGACGCGUGCAACUACAACCCAGCACGCAUCGCAUCUGCGAUCACGGUGGCAUCUUACACUGAAGCAGUGGCCAAGUCGUUCUUCAGUAAUUACGGCUCUUGCGUAGACGUGUGGGCUCCAGGCUCGUACAUCUGGUCGACGGACCAUUCCAGUGACAGCCAGACGUCUGUUAAAUAUGGUACGUCGAUGGCCUGUCCUCACGUGGCCGGGCUCGCGGCCAUCAUGUACGAGGCACACCCAUCGGCGGGGUCCAUGACAGCAGCGCAGAGGUGGGAUCUCCUCACUGCCUCGCAGCGCACAGGCUCCGUCACUGGGAUCCCCACGACCCCUGCCACUGUCAACCUGGUGGCUUUGGCGCCCACGUCGACGCCGACACCAGCGCCGUCGCCCUUGCCUACGGCCUUGCCCACCCCCUUGCCCACGCCCUUGCCCACGCCCAGCCCGACCCCGACCCCAACACCCGAGACGUACGUCAGCAAGCUGUCGUUUGUGAUGGCUGGGCUCGACUAC